GUAGUCAAACUCCGGCUCAGUAAGGACUGUGGUCCCCGUUUGCAGUGCAGUUCGAAAUCUCUGGGAGCGACCGCGUUCUUUCGUUCCUCCUCUCUCUCUCUCUCUCUCUCUCUCUCUCUCUCUCUCUCUCUCUCUCCUUCUCUCCUUUUUUCUCCUUCUCUGUCUCUCUGUCUGUCUUUCUCUUUUUCUCUCACUCCUCUUUCCGCCGGCUGUGCUAUCCCGUUUUUCAUCUGUCCCCGCUGUCUUUCUCUGUCCCUCCUUUUCGCCUGUCGUCUGUUAUCUCUCCUCCCUACCUGUAAACUCCACCGUGUGUCCCUUCACCCGACGAGAGAACGCCGCCUCCUUAAACUUUUUUUUUUCUCCACUCGCGUUCGGCUGUCGCGACGCAACCCCCUCCGCACGCGACUAUACGUACGCAUGUACGAACACACGCACGCAGUCACGCACGCAGGCGGAGGCGGGCAGCAGCAGACACGCACGCACGCACGCACGCACGCACGCAAGCACGCGGCGAUCAGUGCGGAACCGUCCAGGAGCGGGUGAAUUUACGAUUGAUGGAUACGAGCGCAACACGCCGGACACGUCCCGGCAAUUCGAGAGGUGUCUUCAUGGCGAGUCACGUGGAUCGGCGACGGUGAUUCGGGAGAGAGUCUCUCGUUAGUACGGGCCCAGUGCGCCGUGGAACGUGUACGUGUUCUCCGCCUGAUCGCCGACGGAUGUCUACCACUCGGACAGGUUCAUCGGCGUCCGCGUCGCGGGGGAUCGCGGGGUGAUCGGCAAGUGUGAGGCGCACGAGGAAAUCGCGGUGGAUCGGGUCGAUGUGCACAGGUCCGAGAGAACGUACCGACACUUCACGUCGCUCGGUGACAGUUCCAGUUGGGAAGGAGUUCAUAUGGAAUGGCAUCACGUGGACCGUCGCCGUCGACGCUGCCGAUCGCGAUAGCGAUAGCCGCCGUGAUGACAGUCGUGGCUAAUGGCCUUUGCCCGCCGCGAUGUCGAUGCGACGACGAGAGUCUACGCGCCACGUGCGCCCACGCCGGUCUCGAGGUCGUGCCGAUCCAGCUGAACCCGGAGAUCCGCCACUUGGACUUGUCCAACAAUCGCGUGGCCAGCGUGCACCUGACCUUCAGCUUCUACGGUUACCUGAGGAGCCUCGAUCUCAGUUCGAAUCUCAUCCACACGCUGGGCCUGGAGAACUUCGGCUUGCAGCAGAACCUAGUCGCGCUGAACGUCAGCAACAACGCGAUACGCACGCUAGUGAAAAACGCUCUGCGUGGACUCACUUCCCUGAAGGAGCUCAACCUGGCCAGCAACAACAUCUCGGAGAUGGACGAGCAGGCGUUCAAGUACACCAGCGAGCUGGAAGUGUUGAAUCUCAGCGACAACUCGAUCACCAGCCUGCCAGACGGUCUGCUGAGGAACUUGCACAAAAUACGCAUUUUGAUCCUCAGCAAGAACUCGUUGCUGGGGAUACCGACCGACAACCUCGCGUUGGCGCCGAGUCUCGAGCGUAUCGACCUGUCGGAUAAUCUGAUACUCGAACUGGACCGGGAUUCCUUGCCAUCCUUGCCGUCGCUGGUCUCCCUGAUCCUCUCUAACAACGUCAUCAGGAGCAUCGCCGACGUCGCGUUCGACCGUCUACCGGAUCUCCUCUACUUGGAUCUAUCCGGGAACAAUCUGACGUCCGUGCCUACGGCCGCGCUGGCCCGGCUGAGCGUCCUGACGAACCUCGUGUUGAGCACGAAUCCCCUGGGCUCGUUGGAGGCGGUGGCCUUUCGCAACCUGUUUGAGCUGAGGAACCUGGAGCUGAACGACUGCACGAUAGCGAGGGUGAAUGCGCGCGCGUUCGCCGACAACGUGAACCUCGAGCGCAUCUCGAUGGACGGGAACCGCGAGCUGCGGGAACUGCCGGCGCGAGUGCUCUACAGCGCCAGGUAUCUCAGGUGGGUUUCUUUACGCCGCUGCAGCCUGGCGACGCUGCAGCCGACGCAAUUCCCCGUCGACGGCCUGUCGCAUCUCCGCGUCGGCGGCAAUCCUCUCGUGUGCAACUGCUCGGUGCACUGGCUGUGGAACGUUAUUCGUGCGGAGGAGCGGCGAAACGAGACGCGGCUCGAGCUGGACACGCACGACAUCGUAUGCAGCGACGAGGAGUUCGCCGGCAAGGCCUUGAUCGCGCUCUCGGAGGGUUCCCUGCGGUGUCGUUUGAGUUUGCUCUACAUGUCACUGUCAGCCACCGGCUGCUUGGUUGCGGCCGCCACCGUACUCGCCCUCGUCGCUCGUGCGACGCGGGCGAAAAGGAAGAGACGGCUGGCGUACGCCGCCCCAAAUCGCCCGGAAUUUCUCGUCUACGUCGGCAGGAGCAACAACGAGCUGGACAAGAACGCCGAGUCCUACAGCCGACGGCUGUUGGCUCGCAGCGAAGACACCUCGUACGAUUCCCCACGCGGCGGUAAGGCCUCGGUCACGGCGGAGCGUAGCCCACAGUCCUCGCAGGAUACGAACAUCUACGAAACGCCGCGGUAUGCCCGUCCGAGUCACCGCGACGUCGAACCUUCGUACAGGAAACAGCCAGAGGAGGGGGUGUACGCGGUGGCGGACGUGACCGAUCUACGCGACGAGCCUCCGGAAGUGCUAUCGCUUUAUCGCACGCAUAGCCCCGCCGUUCCCAGGUCGAACCCGCCGCGGCGUUUGGGCUACGGUUACGAUUAUGAAUACGAUUAUGACUACGAGCCACCGCCGCCGCCGCCGCCACCGUUGCUCUCGGAGAAGCCGCAUGUCGUGUUCGUGUGAAUGUGCAGCGCGUCCGUCGUUCGCGAAUGGUACAAGUCGGUUGUCUUCAGGUUGUUGUUGCGAGCGCUAAUCGGCGAGUCCACGAUGUGAAUCCGGAGAACGGUCUCUCUCUUGACGAAGAUCGUCAACAACGGAUGGUAACUCCGUAUCGCGGGCUUUUAAAUGUUCGAAAUAUCCUCGGGAUUAUGCAGCCUGUGGGGCAACCCCCGCAGCGUCUCGCGUGCGUAGAGCGAGGAUGCGCGCCGCGGGGGUGGUGUGGAAAUAUAAAGGAUUCGCGCAGAUAUCUCGGUCGUUAAAUUUACGCGAGGCACGAUACCGCCCCCGGAACGAUCGUCGUUAUCAGUACGCCACGUCUCAACUCGCACACGAGGACCAACCGACCAACUGCGGGGGUGCGUACGCGGCUCAAGUGCUGGACGUUUGUUCACGUUCGGCAAUAGUGGUGUGUUUGUUCGGAGAAGGGAAUGAAGGAGAAGGAGGAGGAAUAGAGGGAAAACAACGUCCACAGCGAUUCCGAAUAGUUCGUACGCCGCGGUAAACGCGAAAGUGUCGAAAGUCGAUACGCGCGGUUCGCAAUUUCCCGUUUGGCGACGGAAAUGAUCGAUAACAACCACCGUCGUCGUCGACGUCGUCGUCGUCGGGAUGGCGAAUUAUGAUCCGAGAUUCCGUUGCUCGAAACAUGAACGAAUGUGUGCCGCGUUUUGCUUGCGAGGACCGGCGGCCGUGACGCGUGACACACUGAAAUUAUCCCCCAGGACAAACAGAAGCAACCGUGUGGACGAGUGAAAAUGAAAUGUCUUCCGAGAUAGUUGCGUCGCUGCUAGAGAGAACGAAGGAGAGAUGGAGAGAUUGAGAGGGAGAGAGAGAGAGAGAGAAAGAGAAAGAGAAUGAGAGAGUGAGCGAGAAAAUUAGAGAAUGAAAGAGUGAGUGAGCGAGCGAGCGAGAGAGAGAGAGAGAGAGAGAGAGCCAGGAUGCAUUCUCACUGAGAGAACACAAUCUGACUCGGAAUGUAAAUUGUGCGGGAGCGUAAGAGUACGUUGUGUACCACCGGCCGUAGGAAGCGAGGACCCGUAUUUAUUUUCGAGGAUUGUGUUGAAAUCCACUGGCUCAGUGCGAAUGCAGUGGCCCGGUUUUGUGAGGCGAAGCGCCUUCAUUUCGUCGGGUUCGUUUGAACGUAGUGACAAAUCAAAUCAAAGCUGCGUCGCGUUAGUCGAUUAAAGGAUCGUCCUAGAGAUUACUAGCUACCUAGAGAUUAAUACUCCUCGUAUAAAGUCCGUUCCAGGCUGAGAAUGGCCUUCGGCUCGAGAUUUCCGAAAUAAAACUCUCUCUGCGUAUCGGCCGCGUCAAACUGCGUUGCCGUUCUACUACUAUUACCACUACUAUUACUACUGCUGCUAAUACUACACUUACUCUUACUCUUACUAUUAUUAUUACUAUUACUACUACUCUAUCACUACUACUACUACAUACUACUGCAUACUACUACGUACUAUUACUUACUACGGAGUUAAUAAGGGUGCGAUGAGUUGUUUGCUGAGAAUUGCGUUAGCACGUUCCUCACACAUGAGACGCUUAAGGGAGCAAAUUACGUUAAAGGUCGCGAAACCGAUUUUUCCCCUCUUUUGCGACCGACCCGGGGAGGGAAAGGAAACCCUCAUUCGUACGAAGUGUUGUACAUUGAAGCAAUAAUAGUUACGACCUUUUACUGUAUAAGCACACACUUACACCGAAUACAUUUAGGAAUUACGGAAAAGGACACAUUUAUAUACGAAGCAUAAGCGAAUGCAUAUAUAUACGAGAUAUAAAUAUAUAUUUAUUUAUUAAUU
Messenger RNA from Odontomachus brunneus, 4616 nucleotides. RefSeq names its product platelet glycoprotein V-like. Gene Ontology annotation, molecular function: protein binding. Bases 898 to 2790 code for a protein of 630 amino acids. The transcript has 2 exons. NCBI's taxonomy places the organism in Eukaryota, Metazoa, Arthropoda, Insecta, Hymenoptera, Formicidae. The record is from RefSeq and is a predicted model, not a curated record.